Molecule: messenger RNA, 807 nt
Organism: Leptomonas pyrrhocoris
Lineage: Eukaryota; Euglenozoa; Kinetoplastea; Trypanosomatida; Trypanosomatidae
Exons: 1
Coding region: 367-807 (146 amino acids)
Source: RefSeq, a predicted model, not a curated record
AGCGUCGUCAUCUCCUCUCUCUCUCUCUCUCUUCCUCUCUCAACGGCAUCCCCGUGAACUGCGUCCUUAUCGAAGAUCGGAAAUAAGGUUUUUUUCUUUGUAAGCAGUUCGAAUUGCGCAGGCGUUUUAUAAGCCAUUUCUACAGCGUACCCUCAAAGUCUUUUUAUGAUUGUUCUCUUGUCUUCCUUUUCCUUUCCAUCAACGUCGGAUGCAACCACAGGGAAGCACAUCUACGCACACGCACACACACACGUAUAGGCGAGCAGCUUGCUUCGCACCUUCUUCAGCCUCCUAAACGUUUACUCCGAGGAGAAGCGACGGUACACUGUAGCUCAUUCGCCUCUUCUCCUCGCCCUUCUCAGCACAAUGCCCGGUCACGACAACGACAUUUUUGUCAUCCUCACGCUGUGGCUGCUGUACAUCGGCAUCCACGUCUGCAUGGAUUUCUUCGAGCGCAGGGCUCAACGAAGCCUCGACGACGGAGCCGCCGAAGAAGCGCUGCGGAGGCCGAACCGAAUCGUGGCGGAGGUGCUGCACGGCGACGUCGGCGGUUACUCCAUUCACACGCGCCGAGAAAUACGCGUGGUGGUGGUCGGCACCGUGACGGACACGGCGGCGUUGAUGAACACGGAUCCGUGUGAAGGGGCACUCGUACCGGAUGCGACGGGGCGGGUACCGCAGCUUCCGGAGCCGGUGCACUACGGGGAGGCAUCCUACGCCCCUCGCAUGUCGGAGGACGCGGUGAGGCAGGCCGUAGUGGUGGAGGAGCCGCAGGAGGAGAAGCCACCAAAGCCGGAAGUAGUUUAA